Theileria parva strain Muguga is the source of this 2602-nucleotide messenger RNA. RefSeq lists its product as uncharacterized. The transcript is spliced from 3 exons. The record is from RefSeq and is a predicted model, not a curated record. Gene Ontology annotation, cellular component: membrane. NCBI's taxonomy places the organism in Eukaryota, Apicomplexa, Aconoidasida, Piroplasmida, Theileriidae. Bases 7 to 2556 code for a protein of 849 amino acids. Gene Ontology annotation, molecular function: lipase activity.
UAGAAAAUGCCUCUUUUUAGAAGAAAACGCAAGAAGGAAACUGAAGUUACAGUUUCCAACACAGAUGUUCGUCUUGUGGAUUUGAACAUCGGCCAGCUGAAGUCUCCCGACUUCACCGUUAGGAAAUCAGUGUUGUUCGACUUCCUUCUAUUGACUUAUUCACCUUCCAGGGGCGCAGUUGUAGGGAAAGUAUUUCUAAAGGACACCGUUUUCUGGCAGAAGGGCCACUCCCAAGAUUUGGCGGAAUUUGUGCGCUGUUACUUCAGGCAAGGCGCAAUUAAGUUCGUCGAACUCGUCGUCACCAGCAACAACUCGACACAAUACCUGUACUUUUACAAGGAGUAUUUCAGGUGGGUUUCAACUACUUCGCAUAAGUACGCCCAAGUCUUCAGCCACCAAGUCAGUAACUAUUAUGUAUUCAAAUCUGUCAAACUGAGGCUAACCGGGAACGUAAAUCGGUCGUAUUUCUUUGUUAACAGGUUGGAAAACGCUCCAUUUUACAUCAUUACACCGAAACCAGCAUUUAGAGUUUCAAAGGUAGUUGACUGUUUUCUCACAGUCUGGGACAGUAAUAAGUAUGACUCAUGCGUAAAUGCGCUGGUGUUUCAUAAGAACAAAAGACCAGUUUUGGCCCAUUUACAGAUAUCCUCAUCUGAGGGUUUGGAGUCACUUUACUUUAAGAAGGAGCCGUUAACAUGGAACAGAAUUACACGCUUAGAAUUCUCAGACGCAAUUAGAAACUCAGGUUUCAACCCAGACGUUCUCGGCUCAUUUUUAACUGUAAAAUUGGAUUUAAACCAUGUGAGUGAUAAAUUCGACGUUGAAACCUAUGGUUGUUCCUAUAAGCCUAGUGAUAACUUAUUACCAACUACCGAUAACACUCCCGACAGUGCUGCUGCUAAUGAAAACUUAGAUAACAGUGUAGAAAAUUCAGCCACUAGUAAGCAAUCGGUUAAAAGAACUUCAAGUGGUAACAUGAGUACAUUAGUUGUAAGCAAAAGCAUAUCACCAAAACCCGGCUAUAACGUUGUUGAAAUCACCGAUGGCAAUUUUACAGUCUUUAAAACUACCAGUGGUACCACCAAUACUAAUGUUGAUAGUAGUAACGCAGUUGAAAAUAGUGAUCCUAACAAAUUUGUAGUAUUUGUGAAUGUUCUAACGUACCAUAAUGAGUACAAACUACUCGGCGUAUAUUUCAGAGGAAGUGAGGGAACUGAUGUCAUGUACUUUACAAAGCCAUUUAAAGGCAAAUGGUCACAAAUUACCCCAGAACAAUAUUACUCUCUCUUUACCCCCGAUAAUUUCACUAACCCAUUUACCCUAAGUAACCCUAGUCCACCUGCUGAUCCCACUACCCCAGUUUCGAAUCCCAGUAGCCCCAGCGCUAAGAUGCUAAAACCGUUAAAUCCCUUUCGUUUAGUAAUGGGGAGCUUUGUGAAUAGAUCGGGGCUGAGAAUUCAAACUUAUUCAUCGACAGUUGUUGAUGCGAAAGGAACCAUAGUAUUAGUCCACGGUGCUUAUGGGCACUUUUGUUCAGAUUUCGCCACUUACAAUAAGGAUUAUUUCCUCAAGUAUGAGCAGUUCAAGUUACUCCCAGAGGUUAGGGCGGUGGAUGAAGUUGUUGUUCCCACUUUUGAUGUGGAACGGCAACUGUACGACGGACUCUCAAAUCACUCCGACGUCUUUGAAUAUAGACAACAUGACGGGUUGGCACUCUCAGAAACCGGUGAACGGUUUAUACUUGGGAAUAGCUUUACAGAAGCCCUAAACGCCCUGGGAUACAGUGUUUACGGUCUUGAUUUAACCUCUCAUGGACGCUCGGAAACAGUAAAUAAUAUUAGAUAUUAUGUUAAAACCUUUAUGGACUACGUUCACGACGUUUUACAAUUUGUCGAAAUUGUUAAAUCGAAAACUAAGUCAUCAGAACAACCCAAUGAGUCUAAGUUAUACUUAUUAGGGUAUUCAAUGGGAUCAAACAUAGCUUUAAGGGCUGUUAAUUAUUAUUAUCAGCACCUAAACUCUAAUUCUCCCAAUAAUUCUGACGGUAAUAAUUCUAACAGUGGUUCACGAGUUAAUGCUAAAUUUGUUGAUGGAUUGAUAUGUUUAUCAGGAAUGUAUGAAUUUGCAGCAAUUCAGAAUACUCUUUUGAAGACACUGGCCAGUUUUGUAAUCUCAAUCUUGGCAUUCUUCGUACCAGAAAAAGGUAAUCCAUUGGAAGACUAUUUCGACAAUACAAUCUGUCUAGAUGCAUACACUAGAUUUAGGGACCCUUGGUACUGGCCUAAAAAGACUAGGAACAGAAUGUUGCACUUGAUGAUUCGGGCUAGUUUUGAUCUCCAUAAGCACCUUUCGUACAUUCCUCAAGACUUACCAAUUCUGAUGCUAAACUCAAACGGAGACGAACUUGUCACACUCCGAGGAGCUAGAAGAAUUAAUAACUUGUUGAAGAAUUCAAAAUUAGUAGAGUUGGACGGAAAUGUACAUGGGCUCCCGUUUUCACAAUUCUUUACAAUUAUUAUGCCUGUGAUCUCAAGCUGGCUGAAUGGAUCAUUGUAACCUUAUACAUUACUUCAAUAAUAUACUAUUCACAUGCUACAAAUAA